Messenger RNA from Equus caballus (horse), 2092 nucleotides. It is a transcript of the gene MOG, whose product is annotated as myelin oligodendrocyte glycoprotein. Gene Ontology annotation, molecular function: signaling receptor binding. Lineage: Eukaryota; Metazoa; Chordata; Mammalia; Perissodactyla; Equidae. Gene Ontology annotation, cellular component: external side of plasma membrane. The record is from RefSeq and is a predicted model, not a curated record. Gene Ontology annotation, biological process: regulation of cytokine production; T cell receptor signaling pathway.
AUGACGUGGGGCUGUUCCUCAGAGCACAGCUGCAGCACAGCCACUGGGAAGAGGCAGGGCCCUAGCAGCACUGCCCUCCCACAUCCUCCCCUUGGGCUUUUUCAGUGGUAGGGGACAUGCAACCCGAGGGCCUCUGCUUGGCCUGAUCCUGACGCAGGGGCUCUCUGUCCCCACCGAGAGUGGAGAUGGCAAGUUUAUUGAGCUCCUCUCUGUCCAGCUGCCUCCCCUCCCUCCUCCUCUUCCUCCAAAUGUCUUCCAGCUAUGCAGGACAGUUCAGAGUAAUAGGACCAGGGCAUCCCAUCCGGGCUCUGGUGGGGGAUGAAGUGGAACUGCCAUGUCGCAUAUCUCCUGGAAAGAAUGCUACAGGCAUGGAGGUGGGGUGGUACAGGCCCCCCUUCUCUAGGGUGGUUCAUCUCUACCGAAAUGGCAAGGAUCAAGAUGGAGAGCAGGCACCUGAAUAUCGAGGCCGGACAGAGCUGCUGAGAGACACUAUUGGUGAAGGAAAGGUGACUCUCAGAAUCCGGAAUGUAAGGUUCUCAGAUGAAGGAGGUUUCACCUGCUUCUUCCGAGACCAUUCUUACCAAGAGGAAGCAGCAAUGGAAUUGAAAGUGGAAGGAAAACUUCGAGCAGAGAUAGAGAAUCUCCACCGGACUUUUGAUCGCCACUUUCUGAUGGUGCCCUGCUGGAAGAUAACCCUGUUUGUAAUUGUGCCGGUUCUCGGACCCCUGGUUGCCUUGAUCAUCUGCUACAACUGGCUACAUCGAAGACUAGCAGGGCAAUUUCUUGAAGAACUACGUAAGUUCUCUUUUCCUUCUUAUAAGCUGAGAACCAAAAACCAGGAAAGCAGUAAGAGGAAGAGGCGGGCUAUUGAGGGAUCAAAAUCAUGGAGAGGAGAGGCUGGAGAGCAUGGACGAGGGGGGACUCCUGUGAGGUAGAAGUGAAGGUGGCCAACUGUUAGAGACAAGUUUCACAGGUGGCAGGGAGGGAAGCAGGGGCCAUUCCUACCUGCUGUCUGAUUUGCUCCACCAUUACCGCCCCUCUGCAGGAAUCCCAUUCAAGCUGGCCUCCUUUCCCAUUCUUUCCAGCAGCUGCCCUGUGCCUCACCUCUAAGACCAACCACUGAGGCAGGCACAGAGACAAGAUGACCCUAGAGGGCUUUUCCUCUCCCUGAGUUAAUGGUUUCAUGACUGAAACUACUGACAGAUUUUUCAAGUUAUUUUCUCCUCCUUCUAGGAAACCCCUUCUGAGUGAUGUUGCAUCUUGGCAGGGGUGGAGAAGAGCCUGGAUGGUCCAAGGAUUGGUCCUUGGGGAUGUCGCAUCCAUCAAGUUGCACACUCACUGGCCUCUUCACUAUGGGGACAUUUCAAUCUGCACUUCCAGGAAUGCUCUGAAUUCCAAAUAGGAUUGAUUUCUCUUCUUCUGUUAUCUACCUUUUCUUUCUAUCCCCCAACUCCUUCCUUCCUUUCCCCCUUUUUGCUACCCACAUCUUUCCACUCUUCUCUCCAUCUUCCAUCUGGAAGCCCUCUCUGGCUUUGGCCAGGCAGGUGCUCUUCUCUCCAUCAGAGGACACCUGUGCUGGAGAGUAAUCCACACAGGAAGGUCUCUGCCAUGAGUUGGAGACCAGGAACCUCUCAUUGCAAAUUAUAGCAUGCCAACUUUGCAAAUUGUGGUUGUUUCUUCCAAGACCUCAGCCAUGAUGGGCAGAGCUGAGAGGUGUAGAGGGUUGAACAGAAGGAACAGGAAGAGUCCAAAACAUCAGAGAGCUGAGUGAGCUGCAGAGUGAGGACGUGGGAAACCCUAACCAAAACUGGAGAUAAGAGAAACCCAUAGACUACUUCCCAGAGCCCCAUCUCGCCUUGGCAGCCUACCAAGGAGCUCAGGAAGCAAGGGAUGAAAACUGGACAGUGCACCUGCUUUAGAAUGCCUCCCUUCUACUUGCACAUCUUGUAUGGAUGGGUCCCUCAGACUCUUUCCCUCCUCUCAUCUUUUUCUUCCCAUGUUCAUACCUAUCAGAGUAUCCACUGUUUUAUUCAACAAUUACUACUUGACGGUCUACCAAACACAAAGAAACAAGCUAGGUGCUAAUUAAUAA